UACGAGUGGUGGCUCCACGUAUGUGGCAGCGAGAAAGACGACACCACCUCUCUGAGUAUGAGCUGCUCUUGGAGCCAUUAGCCGGUUCAUCGGUCUCCUCUGCUGCUUCAACCUGGUGGAUUAGGCGAACGACGAGCCCGUUCCUUCAGCCCAGCCCGAACUACAUCGCUACCAUCGAAAUCCCCUCCGAAGGAAGGGUUUUGCUCUAACAACGUCGACAGAUCCAGAAGAAACUGGGAUGUCGAGUCGAUUGCACAACUCAAGCAACCAAUUUUACAGGGCUCAGAAAUGGCGUGCAGUGGCCCUUGCAUCACUAACCCUAAUUGCUGUCACCUGCAUUCUGAUCAACAGAGAAAAACCAAACCCUUCAUCUGAUCUUUUGAAGCACAAAAAUGCCGGCUUUCAGUCUUCUGUCCGAUUCAGGCCAUCUUUGGAGCUCAUGAAUGGCACCGAUGUCAUUUGGCAAAUCCCCGAUUCGCCCAAGGCCGCUCUUUUCAUUGCUCAUGGUUGCGGUGUCCGAGCUUCCAACUUCUGGGACAAGUACCCAGGCUGCCCAAACUGCACUGGGUUGCCCGAAGAGAGGAUCUUUGUGCUUCGUGCUCUGGAACGAAAAUUUGCUGUCCUAACCAUAUCUAGUUUGGGUAGAUGCUGGUCGUUUGAGGAAACGGAAGCCAUCAAGUGGAUCAUCAAAUGGUGGAUCGAAAAAAAUAAGCUUGGGAAGCUUCCCAUCAUGGCCAUGGGGGCUUCAUCUGGUGGGUAUUUUGUUUCUGCGCUUGCUGCUGAGAUGAGAUUCAGAAGCCUCUCAAUUAUGAUUGCAGAAGGAGUAUUUGCAUCUGCUGGUGUGCCAAAGGACUACCCACCCACACUUUUUGUUCACAUGCCUAAGGACCGUAAUACAAUGAAAAAGAUACAAAAGAACAUGAAAACUUUGAGACAGAAUGGCGUUCUUGUCAAGGAGAUUAGGUGUAUGCAGUUUCCUUUGUCUCCAGACUUGUUCUCCAACAGGAUUCCAGGGAUAAACCAGACAUUGUCUGUCAAAAUGUAUCAUCUUUUUUCUGAGAAGGGAUUUAUUGAUGAAAAUGGGUUUAUGAAUAAUGACGGGCGACAAACUCAGUGGAAGGAAGCUCUUAUUCAAAGGAACAUUAUCCCAGAAAACUAUGAAUUGCUUAAUCACAUUGGGGAGGAAUUGAACCUUGCAUUUGCUUUGCAUGAAAUGACCAGUUUUGAGACAGAUGGUAUUCUUGACUGGUUUGAGUCUAAUAUGAGCUGAUCAAUGAAUCUUGUGGCUCAAUGAAUCUUGUGGCUGAUCAAUGAAUCUUGUGGCUCAUUCUUUUAUGAGCUGAUCAAUGAUAUAUGAGCUCUUAUUUACAGACAGAAAACUAUAAUAUGAGCUGAUCAAUGAAUCUUGUGGCUCAUUCUUUUUAAAGAAACGUUCAAAAUAGUUAGGCUCUAUUGGGACUUGUUAUAUAUUGCUCUGAAGAUUAUCUCAAGAGGCUCUCAUGAAGCCAACAGCGAAAACUGUAACAAGGGAGAUCAUUUCCAAAAGCAAAAUACAUACAUUGGCAGAAGAUUGAAACUCCUUCAAACCAAACUGUUCUGAGAACAGUUGUUGUUGACCAUAUUAGGUAUUCCUCGAUUAGAAGGGUCUAUUAUGUCUUUCUCGAUGUGCUUGUUUCACUGUUUGUGCUCAAUCUUUGUUGUGUUAAAUGAAACUAUACUGGAUGUACUAACACAAAGCUAGAAAGCUCGCUUGAGUGUUAUAACUUGCAAAAAGUACUUUGCUAGAAUUUGUUUAACUAAUGUUGCAGUUUGAGUUCAUCAA
Molecule: messenger RNA, 1822 nt
Organism: Musa acuminata AAA Group (dessert banana)
Lineage: Eukaryota; Viridiplantae; Streptophyta; Magnoliopsida; Zingiberales; Musaceae
Exons: 2
Coding region: 239-1270 (343 amino acids)
Source: RefSeq, a predicted model, not a curated record